Solanum lycopersicum (tomato) is the source of this 1091-nucleotide messenger RNA. Its product is annotated as probable aquaporin NIP7-1. The record is from RefSeq and is marked provisional. Gene Ontology annotation, molecular function: channel activity. Gene Ontology annotation, biological process: transmembrane transport. Gene Ontology annotation, cellular component: membrane. NCBI's taxonomy places the organism in Eukaryota, Viridiplantae, Streptophyta, Magnoliopsida, Solanales, Solanaceae.
GUUAAAUGAUCAUGAAAUUGCCUUCUUACGAAAAUGGUUUAUCCGUCGAAUUUCAAGUUGAUGCAUCAGCAAGUGAACAAUCUACAUAUGAUCAAGAGACCACAUCAAGCAAUGUAGAGAUGUUGGAGAGGAGAAACGUUUGCAACUCAAUACUAGGAAUUGAUCCAAUCUUCCUUCGUAUGGUUUUGGCAGAAGCAUUAGGGACAUUUUUGCUAAUGUUUUGUAUAUGUGGUAUGAUGGCAAGCAUGGAAAUAAUGGGAGUGCAAGUGGGACUUAUGGAAUAUGCAACCACAGCAGCACUAACAGUAGUAGUUGUAGUCUUCUCUAUUGGCCCUAUCUCUGGGGCUCAUAUUAAUCCUGCAGUCACUUUAGCAUUUGCAGCUGUUGGACAUUUUCCAUGGUCCAAGGUUCCACUUUAUGUAGUGGCACAAGUGGGAGGUUCAAUAUUGGCUACAUAUACAGGAAAAUUGGUGUAUGGAUUAAAAGCAGAAUUUGUGACAACAAAACCUCUACAUAGUUGCACUUCAGCAUUUUUUGUGGAGCUUUUGGCAACCUUCAUUGUUCUCUUCCUAAGUGCAUCAUUGACAAAUUAUGAUCCUCAAUCAACAGGACCAUUAUCUGGAUUUCUUGUUGGUGUGGCCAUUGGAUUGGCUGUCCUAAUUUCAGGCCCCGUUUCAGGAGGAUCAAUGAACCCAGCACGAUCGUUAGGACCAGCAAUUGUUGCAUGGAAAUUUAAUAACUUAUGGAUAUAUGUUAUAGCCCCAAUCAUAGGAGCUGUUGCAGGAGUUGUGUUUUAUCGAUUUUUACGCCUUCAAGGAUGGUCUUGCAAACCUAAUUCUACUCCAACAACUCAUCAACACAUAUAAAGUCCAUCUAACUAAUAAUUUUAGCUUAGUAUAAAACUUUAACUUAUAUUUUAAUGGUAUUAUUUGUGGAAGUUUUCUACUCAAUAAAAUGUAGGUUUGAUUCUUGCAACUUUUCUUUUCCUUAUGUAGGUAGAAAUUAAGUUACUAAAGAAUAUGUAUAUACAUACAUUCUAUUUAGAGCAUUGAUGUAAUGACUCGGACCCGAAAGUUAUUUUUUUUUGAUAA